Parnassius apollo (apollo) is the source of this 1086-nucleotide messenger RNA. NCBI's taxonomy places the organism in Eukaryota, Metazoa, Arthropoda, Insecta, Lepidoptera, Papilionidae. The record is from the annotation of a GenBank genome assembly.
AUGGAGAUAUAUUACUUUCCAAAGCAUAUAUUUAUAUAUGCUUUGGAAAGUGGUGAUAUUUCCGAUGAUGGCCUGGAAGACGAGGAUGAUGAUGAGGAACGUUUUUAUAACAAUGUUCGAGAAAUUAUCCACGAUUUAGAAGAAGAGAACGUCGAUACUCCUGAUGAUGAUAACGAUCCUCCACUUGUUCAGGAUGAAAAGGCAGAUCCUGUGCACGAGCCUGAACCUAGGCAAGGAAAUCAAAAUUUAUUGAAUUCUUGUUUCGACAAAAGAAAACUUAUUUGGAAAACAGACAGUUUAGUUUUUGACGAAUCUAAUCUUACACAUAAAGCUAGUGUUACAGACCCUGAGAUAGCUGACCUCGAUACACCAUACAGAUGCUUCCUACAUUAUUUCACGCCAGAAUUCAUUAAAAAAAUAGUAAAUGAAACAAAUUUGUAUGCCACGCAACAAAAUCCUACAAAAUCAUUUUCAAUAAGUGACGCCGAACUAAAAAAAUAUCUAGGUGCUGAACCUGCUACAACAGUCGGUCGGUACGAUAAGAAGAGUAAACAAAAUAUAGAUAUACCCCGUCCAAAGAUAGUCGAAGAAUAUAACAUGCACAUGGGGGGAGUGGACUUGAUGGACAGCUACCUGGGACGCUAUCGCAUACGCAUAAAGAGCCGAAAAUGGUACAUGCGCCUCUUUUACCAUCUUUUAGACCUCGCCGUUAUAAAUUCGUGGGUUCUUUUGAAAAAAAAUUGCACAGCAAAGGGUAUUCCUGAGAAACAGCUUCCAAAUCUUGGAGAGUUUCGUAACAUCUUGGCCGAUGCACUUUGUAACGUGGGAACUUCAAAUGGUGCUAAAAAAGGGCGUCCCUCUAAUGUGGACUUGGAGCGCGAACAUGCCAAGAAGCCAAAGGGUCCGGGUCAUCCAGACCCCUGCAAGGAUAUACGAACCGAUGGAGUCGAACACUGGCCUACCUUUUCAAAUAGAUUACGGUGCAAAAUUCCACAGUGCAAAGGUACUACGCAGUGGGCAUGUUCAAAGUGUAACGUACCUCUGUGUCUGAACGCACGCAAUAACUGUUUUAGAGAUUUUCAUUAA